Eptesicus fuscus (big brown bat) is the source of this 1113-nucleotide messenger RNA. RefSeq names its product mitochondrial carrier 2 (gene MTCH2). The record is from RefSeq and is a predicted model, not a curated record. Gene Ontology annotation, biological process: positive regulation of apoptotic process. Lineage: Eukaryota; Metazoa; Chordata; Mammalia; Chiroptera; Vespertilionidae. The transcript has 13 exons. The coding region runs from base 79 to 990 and encodes 303 amino acids. Gene Ontology annotation, cellular component: mitochondrion; membrane.
GCCGCGGGCGGGCCAGUGAUCCGGGACCGGCUUGGUCGCUAGGUGGCUCGGUCUGUCCGUCCGUCCGCGGGUGCCAUCAUGGCGGACGCGGCCAGUCAGGUGCUCCUGGGCUCCGGUCUCACCAUCUUGUCCCAGCCGCUCAUGUACGUGAAGGUGCUCAUCCAGGUGGGAUAUGAACCUCUUCCUCCAACAAUUGGACGAAAUAUUUUUGGGCGGCAAGUGUGUCAGCUUCCUGGCCUCUUUUGUUAUGCUCAGCACAUUGCGAGCAUCGAUGGGAAGCGUGGGUUGUUCACAGGAUUAACUCCAAGGCUGUGUUCAGGAGUUCUCGGAACUGUGGUCCAUGGCAAAGUUUUACAGCAUUACCAGGAGAAUGACAAGGUUGAGGAGUUAGGACCAGGAAACGUACCGAAAGAAGUCCCAUCUUCCUUCGACCAAGUUAUUAAGGAGACAACACGAGAGAUGAUGGCUCGAUCUGCUGCUACCCUCAUCACACAUCCCUUCCAUGUGAUCACUCUGAGAUCCAUGGUACAAUUCAUUGGCAGAGAAUCCAAGUACUGUGGACUUUGUGACUCCAUAGUAACCAUCUAUCGGGAAGAGGGCAUGAUAGGAUUUUUUGCGGGUCUUAUUCCUCGCCUCCUAGGUGACAUCAUUUCUUUGUGGCUCUGUAACUCAUUGGCCUACCUCGUCAAUACCUAUGCACUGGACAGUGGGGUUUCUACCAUGAAUGAAAUGAAGAGUUAUUCCCAAGCUGUCACAGGAUUUUUUGCCAGUAUGUUGACCUAUCCCUUUGUGCUUGUCUCUAAUCUCAUGGCUGUCAACAACUGCGGGCUUGCUGGUGGGUGCCCUCCUUACUCCCCAAUAUAUACUUCUUGGAUAGAUUGCUGGAGCAUGCUACAAAAAGAGGGAAAUAUGAGCCGAGGAAAUAGCUUGUUUUUCCGGAAGGUCCCCUUUGGGAAGACUUAUUGUUGUGACCUGAGAAUGUUAAUUUGAAGAUGUGGGACAGGGACAGUGACAUUUCUAUAGUCCCAGAUGCACAGAAUUAUGGGAGAGAAUGUUGAUUUCUAUACAGUGUGGCACGCUUUUUUAAUAAUCAUUUACUCUUGGGAAAAUGGA